AUGGAGAAUUUUUUCUUCUUGAAAACUAGGGGUCUGGAAUUGGGAGAGAAGGGAAGCUCAGGCCGGACUCCUGAGAGGGCGGGUUUUCAUUUUGGGGAAGGCAAGGAGACGACGACAACAGAGGAAAUGGAACCAGCGAAGAACGAUGUCGUAUCUCGGUUGACAAAUGAGAAACCAGUCAACCAGAAGGAUGAUCAGACGGCUGAGACGUCUCCUGCUCCUGAGCCAACUGGUGGUGAUGGCUUCACUAGCCAGGAUUGCUUGAAUCCCUGCCAUGAUCUUGGAAAUAUUACUGCUUGCCUUGGUUCAUCACCUGGCGCUUCUGGAGACUUGUUUCUCAUUGUCAAGAAUGGUGGAGGAAGUACUUUGAAAGUGAAUGUCACAUUAUCAACUCUUGAGAAUACUUAUGAUGAAAUUGAAAUAUCAGGAUACCAGACAAAGAAGGUCAAUAUCUCAGCUAAUAAUGGAGGUGGUUAUUCCAUUGUAUUAAAUGCUGGAAAUGGUGAAUGUACAAUUAGCAUGCAGUCUCCUACACGAAAUGGUAACAUUUUUCAGCAUUUUCCUUCUUUUGCCACCCCAGUCAAUGGAGUCUAUCUGUUGCUCACAGCUCCUCUGAUUAUUGGCUUGACAUGGGCCUGCUGCAAGACGAUGAAAAUGGGAAAGCAGGUUGAUGGAAUCCCCUAUAAGGAGCUUGAAAUGGCACAGCCAGAUUCUGUAACGGCUGACAAUGUAGAAACAGCAGAAGGUUGGGAACAAGAUUGGGAUGGUGAUUGGGAUGAAACAUAG
This is a messenger RNA of Carica papaya (papaya), 786 nucleotides long. Lineage: Eukaryota; Viridiplantae; Streptophyta; Magnoliopsida; Brassicales; Caricaceae. The record is from RefSeq and is a predicted model, not a curated record.